AUGACAGAAUUAAAGUGUGGAUUUUGUAGACACGGUAAAGAAGUGAAAGAAGAAUGUGGAGAGUUACAUCAUGUUGUUACUGCAUCUGGUAAACCAUGUACAGCCCACCAUAAAUGCAUGCAAUAUUCAGCACUCUUAGUUCAAUACAAAUCUGAACAUUUUGGUGGAUUUAAAAUAAGUAAAGUUUUUGAAGAGCUAGCCAGAGGAAGAUCAUCGAAAUGUUUCAUCUGUAAAUGUAAGAGAGGGCGAACUAAAAGUGGUUCUAUUCGUGUGACUGGUGCUACGUGUGGUUGUGCUGUUAAGCAAUGUCGUAAAACAUUUCACUAUUACUGUGCUAAAACCAGUCAAGACUGUAUUACUAAGAGAUUGGUUGUUAGUUUUAAAAACAAAAAUAAGAUCACAGUUCUAUACAGAGUAUUUUGCUCUAAAGAGCAUGAAGUGCUAUAUCGACGGAAUUUGAAAGAAUAUAGUAAAGAUAUGAAUAAAAGUGCUGAAGAAAGUGAAGAAGAUAGUGAUAUAGAGGACAGUAAUAAAGAAGAUGUUAAUGAUGAUGAGGAUUUAUUACUUGGUGGAUUUGAUCUUUCAAGUCAGAUGUUAUCUCAACAAAUGAAUGAAAAUGGUCAUGAUACAAGUUUUAUUCCAGCUUAUUCUAAUACUGCUAAUGGAAGUACCACUGACAUCCCAAACAAUAGACUAAAACGCUCAGCAUCACAUAAUAGUCUUGUCUCUGAUGAAAAGCCUCCAAAAUCUGUUAAACUUGAUAAGAAAAAAGUUAUUGGUUUGUGUAUAUUGUCAUCAGAUGAAAAUCUAGAAGCUCAAAGAAAAGAGAUUCACACAAUAUUGAAGAAUAAUUAUGAUGUAAAUGAGGUUGUAAUAUGGCAGGAUGUAACAUCUUAUACCUUGAAUUCUGAUUUAACACCUUACUUUAUCCAUGCCAUAUCCAAGGCUGUAAGGUCAAAUUCUUACAAGAAUCUACAGAAUUUAUUAUUUUCUGAGAAAUAUUUGCGAGAUAAGUGUGUAUCUGAUUAUGAAUAUCAGUCAAAUUUUAUUCAAGAUUUAAAAGAUCCAGCAGUGGCUAAAAAUGUUCUACAGAGUACUUGGAAAUCUGUUUCCAAAAAUCUUCAAGAUGCUUCCAUCAGUAUUGGUAAGGAAAUUGGAAGCGUUAUUCCUGUUUAUAGUUCCAAUGUUUUAUUACUUCUAGUAGGGGAUGAAAUAGACAAAAACAGUGUUAUCAGGCAAAAACUUCAACAUUUAUUUGAAUCGAUACCUAAACCAGCUAUAUUUGUAUGGAAGAAUGAUACACGAUUAAAGAAAUAUCACACUGAAGAUUUUGAUGAAAAUGAAGUAGAUAUACUACUAUCAAAUAUUAUAAAGAAUAAGAGUGAAAUAGGUGAAAUUAUAGAUGAACCUAAAGAUAAAAUACUACUAAGAAGUAACACACAAUCCAAUGUAGUGAGUUGUAUAUAUAAAGGGUUGGAAGGUACUGAUAUCAAGACAGAUCAAGACAAAUCACAUUGUUUAGUGUUAAUAUCUCAAUUAGAUUCUACCAUAGUAAAUAGUGGAAACUAUAUCAUAAAACUUUUACACAAUAUUCUUACUGAUAAUCAUAACAAGUACUCCAAGUUUUCUAUGGUAUUGCCAGUCUUCUCUCUACAGUCUACUUUUAAUAUUGUGGAAAAUAUUAAAAACUGUGUAGAUUUUGAUGUCACCGUUGCAAUAUAUAGUGCUUAUAAUCCAGAAAAACAGAGUAUAUCUUAUAUAGUGGCAGAAAUCAUGAUCAGUAAUCAGAGUGCAGCUAAUAGCCUGAUGAUUUCUUCAUCACAAUCAGUAACUGAAUGUCGACCUUGUGUUGAAGAUAAUGAAAGGCCUUCAACUUCUGGAAGUAACAAGAAAAGAAGACUUAGACCAACACUUUCACCAAGUGCUUUAAGCUUACAACAUAUGUUAAAACAAAGCUCAUAAAACAUAACAUAUUGUGUGCUUGAUAUUUGUUCGAGUGGCUGUAAAUGUUUUUGUUGUUCUCAUCUUAAGCGCAUGAAGAUAAUAUGACGAAGGUUGACUAUACCUAAGACAGCAUUGCUCAAUCAUUUUUAUCAUGUCUAAAUAAUUUUUAAAGCAAGAUAUAUCAAGUCAUACAUCAUCGUUUACAAAAAUCUUGGUAUUCAUAAAUCAUGUCUGUAAGAGCUAUUUGAUCAAAUCACAUAUUUAGUUAUAUCUGUUGAAAUAGAUAUCUAUUGCGAAGAAAAUUAUGUGUUUUAAUCAGUCAUCAUCAUGUAUUAAAAAGUCUAGUACCAAUGUUUCAGUUUGUAAUUUGAGACCACUGUGAUUUCAGAAUCAAAUUUCUUUCAUUUCACUAAUAAU
Lottia gigantea (owl limpet) is the source of this 2361-nucleotide messenger RNA. RefSeq lists its product as hypothetical. Gene Ontology annotation, cellular component: nucleus. NCBI's taxonomy places the organism in Eukaryota, Metazoa, Mollusca, Gastropoda, Lottiidae. The transcript has 8 exons. Bases 1 to 1962 code for a protein of 653 amino acids. The record is from RefSeq and is a predicted model, not a curated record.